Molecule: messenger RNA, 561 nt
Organism: Naegleria lovaniensis
Lineage: Eukaryota; Heterolobosea; Eutetramitea; Acrasida; Naegleriidae
Exons: 5
Coding region: 1-561 (186 amino acids)
Biological process (GO): negative regulation of MAPK cascade; protein dephosphorylation
Cellular component (GO): cytoplasm
Molecular function (GO): protein tyrosine/threonine phosphatase activity; MAP kinase tyrosine/serine/threonine phosphatase activity
Source: RefSeq, a predicted model, not a curated record
AUGUCGUAUUUUGCAAAUAAACCUUCGACGAUUAUUGAAUCAAAAUUGUAUUUAGGAGCAUUUGGACAUGCACGCAGAUGGCCAGGUCUUGAAAAAUUAAAUAUUAAAGGAGUUAUCAAUUGUACCUCAGAAAUUCCAAAUUAUUUUGAAAAACACGACGGAAUGUGUUAUUUGAGAGUGGAAGUGGACGAUCGAUCGCAACAAAAUAUUUCGAAAUAUUUUGAUGAAACAUUUCAAUUUAUUGAGCAAAUGAAUGAACAAAAUAAGGCAGUGUUGGUACAUUGCGCUGCUGGAAUUUCACGAAGCUCAACCAUAUGCAUUGCGUAUUUGAUGCGAAAAUUUAAUAUUACACUUCGAGAAGCCUUUUUCAUCGUUAAAAAAGCUAGGUCUACGGUGUUACCGAAUGAAGGAUUUUUCAAACAAUUACUCGAACUGGAAAAACAAUUGCGAGGAAGUAACAGUUUUGCAGAGAAUGAUUAUUACACACUCAAUGAAAUGAGUAUGAUGUAUAUUGGCAAUUUUGAGAAGAAUGAAUUGAAUACAGGGUUGUUACUACAAUAA